Anolis sagrei ordinatus is the source of this 2337-nucleotide messenger RNA. RefSeq names its product calmodulin-1. NCBI's taxonomy places the organism in Eukaryota, Metazoa, Chordata, Lepidosauria, Squamata, Anolidae. The record is from RefSeq and is a predicted model, not a curated record. Gene Ontology annotation, molecular function: enzyme regulator activity; calcium ion binding.
GCUCCCUCCUCCUUCCGCGACGCUAUUGCUGCUGCUGGUGUUGCUGUGUCUCUCGGUGCCGGUGCCGCGCUCUGCCCUGCUCUCCCAGACCUCUCGCUAGGCCCAACCGGACCCGGAAAUGGCUGACCAGCUUACCGAAGAGCAGAUUGCAGAAUUCAAGGAGGCCUUCUCCCUCUUUGACAAGGACGGGGAUGGCACCAUCACCACCAAGGAACUUGGCACCGUGAUGCGGUCCUUGGGGCAGAACCCCACGGAGGCCGAACUUCAGGAUAUGAUCAACGAGGUGGAUGCUGACGGGAAUGGCACCAUUGACUUCCCAGAGUUCUUGACCAUGAUGGCCAGGAAAAUGAAGGACACGGACAGUGAGGAGGAGAUCCGGGAGGCGUUCCGAGUGUUUGACAAGGAUGGGAACGGCUACAUCAGUGCGGCUGAGCUACGCCACGUGAUGACAAACUUAGGGGAGAAACUCACUGACGAGGAGGUGGACGAAAUGAUACGGGAGGCAGAUAUCGACGGGGACGGGCAGGUCAACUAUGAAGAGUUUGUGCAGAUGAUGACUGCAAAGUGAAGCCCGCAGAGUGGGUGGCUGGCAAUGCCCGUUCUCCUUCAAUACUUUUCUCCAACACACUCUCUCUACUUAAGUAACCUGGUUCUCUAAGCAAACAAUCAGCUGUGGAAUAAAUCUGACCAAGUAAUUAAAAACAAAACAAAAAAAAUUACAAAAAACCCUUCCCAAGCUGCAUGAUUGCACUCAUCUCUCCUUCCUCUCCUUUCUCCUUCCUUCCGUCCCUCCUUCCUUCCUUCUUUCCCGGUGCAACCCCUAACAGUCUGCCCCCAGGCCCCAUAACCUUGUGGAUGUCUUUGUUUCCAUCGGGUCUCCUUCUGUUCUGCGGUCAGAGCUGGCCCGUCUCCCAGGGCGCAGAUUUUUCUUUCUUUCAAAGAAAUCCACAUGACGGGGUGGAGAGAGCGCAACAAAACAAACAAAACAUAAUAAUGAUGAUAAUAAUCACACACAAAAAAUACCUUCUUACUCGUUUUGCAUGUGUCUGGCGCUGUGGUCGUGUGUGCGUGGUCGCCACCGAAGGGUCUUGCCCCAGCGAACACCAAGGGGGUACAAAAAGGAAGAAAUGGGAAUGUUUUCUUUGUCUGGGUUAUCUUUAUUUUUAUUUUUUUCUCUUAGUUUGCUUUCUAGAGGGGGGAGAAAGCCUUUUCCCCACCACCGUUUUGGCCGAAGGUGGGUUUUCCCAGGAAGCUCUAUUUAUGGAAAAGACGCGGAUAGGAAGAGAGGGAUUUCUUUCGGGAGGGCGGAACGCUUCCUCAACUGUCGGAUUGGCUCUUUUACAAACAAACCCAUAAACCUUUUGGACGUCCAUCUCCUGUUCUUGAACCCCUGUACAAAUUGUAAAUGUCCUUCACUCUUUAUUAUUAUUAUUAUUGAUUUUUUUUUGGGUCCUAAGCAUUGUGCCCAGACAUCAGAGCUGCUAUGUAAAUAUCUGAUGCCGCAGGAGGGUGCUUUUGAUUGGCAGCUGGAGGGGAGGGAUUUUUAGGGAAAAGGGGCGCGCGUCUUUUCGGAAAAAGGAACCGCAAUAAAAACGGUGAAGCCGCCGCUGAGUGGAUGUGAUGCCAACGGGGCCAGAGCGCCCGCCCGCCCGCCCUCCCCUUCCCCGUUCCUCUUUCCUCGUGCGACGUGUUUUCCCCUUCCCCAGUGGCUCUUGGUUUUAAGCGCUUGUGCCGCACCUUGGCUUCUCCUCCUCCUCCUCCUCUUCCUCCUCCUUCUCCUCCUUCUUCGGUGUCUUUGCUCUUCAGUGUCGCUUCCUUAACUUCGCCUGCUUCCCUUCCCCGGGCUUUUCCUUUUUGCGGCAGACAGCAUGAGCCGCCGAUGACUCCAUGCUUUUUGUCUCUUUUUAUUUACUAAACAUCAAAAUAACAACAACAAUAACAAAAAAAAUAAAAAAGGAGCUUUUUUUUCCGUGCGGAGGGGAAAUCGAAACGAGCGGCGGGAUAUUUUUUUCCCCCCUGAAAAAAAACAAAAACAAACAAAACCGGGUGAAAGAAAGAGUGCUUUGCGCAGUCCCGUCGCGGCGGGGUUUUUUUUUUUGAGGCCGCGCUCCCGUGAGGUUUUCCGGCCUCUUGCCGUCUGUCUCCGCGAGCAAGCGAACGAGCGCCGAGGCGGAGGAAACGGAGGGAUCUCGCACCUGAGAGCUUUGGGAAGGGGGCGUGGGGGGCGGCGCGGCGGGAGCGGGAGUGUCUUUGAGCGCAGGUGGUGUCGUGUUCAGUGGAAGCUGUGGAAAUAAAAAUUAUAUCAAUGUUUUCCAAUAAAAUGCAGUGACUACCUGA